UUCGAUGAUUAUUGCAUCAUCGGUCAUCAUUAUUUCACCGAAUUUCCAAUUAAUGGAGGAAGGGCAGUAAGUCAAUCAUUAGUACCAGGCGAUAGUUCAAAAUUUUACCAAGUACGUAUAAAAAGUCACGAUUCACCCGAUGGUCCAAAAAAUAUUCCAUGGCUCCUAAUAGAAGCGAAGUACUGGGAAGGAAAGGGCGCAUUCUCGGAUAUCAGUUAUGUGCUUCGAAUCGGUACUGAAGGUGGAAACCCACCCAGUUCUGCUAUAUGCGGAAAGAAUUAUAAACAAGGGGACAUUAUAAAUACCCGUUUUUCUACUCAAAAUUGGUUCUACAAGAAGCAAGACACAUAA
This is a messenger RNA of Acaulospora morrowiae, 351 nucleotides long. NCBI's taxonomy places the organism in Eukaryota, Fungi, Glomeromycota, Glomeromycetes, Diversisporales, Acaulosporaceae. The record is from the annotation of a GenBank genome assembly.